Messenger RNA from Prorocentrum cordatum, 3737 nucleotides. NCBI's taxonomy places the organism in Eukaryota, Dinophyceae, Prorocentrales, Prorocentraceae. The record is from the annotation of a GenBank genome assembly.
AUGCUGCCCCACGCCGCUGCUAAACUUUCCGAGCUCAGCCUGACACAGGAGGAGAUAGAGUCGGCCAAGAAGAUCCUGGCUGCUGCCGAUCAAAAGAAACUCAACUCCAUCAAGCAAGGGGUGAAAUCGUUCCUGGCAGCAAAUCCAGAUAGCAACCUGAACAAGUCGAAUCGCUACGACAACCAGUUCUUGCUGGCCUUCCUCGCGCACCAGUCAAGGUGCAGCGAGGCUACCAAACGUACAAGUUCGAAAAAGGAGAUCGCGUCGAGCAAGGUGAAGAACGCCGACAUCUACAGGAUGUCCGUGAAGGAGAUGGACGACAAGCUGGGCGUGGAAAAGGCUACUCUCUGGCGCAGCGUCUUGAAGGGCCUCCCCGACCUGCUGACGGGGCGAACGGAUCCGCAGUUCCUCGAGUACGCUGUCCCACAGAACUGGGAGAGGAUGAGCGAAUCCGAGCUGGCCACCUUCCUCAUCGAAGCCAAUGGCGAGGCUACGAAAGAGGACAUCUCGGCAGCCCUUGCCUUUGACGGGCCUGACAUGCAGUUGGCGGGCAUGGUCUCCAGCAGCAGCGGGGUGAACCCAGUGACGGUCAAGGCGGAGGCAGUCGAGAGCCAGGAGGAGACCGACAAGAAGCACCUUGCCUUGAAAGUUGCUGAGACCGAGGCGAAGUUGCCAGAGCUCGUGCGAGAAUUUCAAGACAUUCUCUUGGAUAUGAAGGUGGUGCAGGCGAAGGCUGCCAGUAAGGAUGAUCCGUAUCAUGAAGCUUUUCGCGCUGACCUGGCGGCCCACUGCAAGAAAGUGAAGACCACGAAGGACGUGCUGGAGAAGAUGGCCACCCAUGAGGCGAACCCGACUCAGAUCCCGAAGCUCCUGAGGGCAAUCGACGAUCUCCGUGCCGAGAACCUUCAGCUCGUGGAGUUCGCCACCAAGAACGGCUACAAGGAGGAGAAGACGACCAACAAGCGCAGGAAGAAGAAGGAGAGACUCAUCGGUCUGAGAUUGGAGAAUGUGAUGGUUGACGUUCUCCACACGUUGGAUUUGGGCUUGACUGCGGUGAUAGUCGGCAGCGUCAUGUUCACACUCGCGUGCAUUCGGAAACGGAUUUCGGAGAUUUUGGUCAUGGCCAUUGGGGCUACCAUGAUCAGUUGGCGACGGGAGUAUGCCAACUGUUGGAACGGUGGCAUCGUGGUCAUCCCGUCCGUGCCCACGGAGUGCCUCGUCGGUAUGGCAGUGGCGGCGCUGGUGGCCGCGGCGUGGCGCAAGCGGCUGCAGGAGCCGCCGCUAGGCGGGCUGCACGCCGGCGCCGCGGAGCACCCGCUCCUCGGCGACGCGCCCCGCGGCGGCGGCGCAGCGGCGGCGGGCGCCGCCUCUGCGAAGGCCGGCGUGGACUUCGGCGGCGAUCUCGCAGACGCUCUGCAGAGGAUGCACGAGCUGCUCCUGCUGCAGCCGCCCGACCUGCAGCGCCUGCGGGUCACCGCGUCGGGGGUCUCGGAGGCGCCGCGGCGGGGGGUUGGCGCAGCGCUCACCGAGGGGUGUCAUUCGUUGCUCCAGUACAGGCAGCCCCUCAGGCCGGUGCGGCGGGGCCUCGCGGGAGGCCUCUCGGGUGGCGCGGCCGGCUUCGCCUCGAUUAAGUGCCAGGGAGGGGUGCGCGACCGAGGGUUUUCGUUUCACCCUGCUCAGGGCUGCCUGGUGGUCAUGAUCUGCCUGCUAUUUCACCCUGCUCAGGGCCUGGGUCGCUGCCCAGACGCGCUUGACCUUGGUCGGCCUGCGUCCGUAGCGUGGCCGGAGGCACAGCAGACGCCACCAGAUGCCCCAUGGCAUCCGUCAUGGCGGGGAUCACCAACUUUCGGAAGCACGGAGCUGCUCGAACGAGCCCUCUCGUUGUUUCCGUCGCAGUUCUUUGUUCCCGUCAGUCCGUCGGUUCACAGAGCGAUGCGCGACGUCAGCGGGCUCGAUCUGGCAUGUCUGUCCAACUUCGACGCUUUUUUGCGCGAGGCUGGAGCCCCACCAACCAUGAAGGGCCCCGACAUACAGGCAUUGUGGUCCAAGUCGCCUAUGCACGCCGCGGCUGCUCGGCAACAUCGCCCUUCGGCCUCCGACCGGGCUCUUCCCGGCCUCGUAGAACACGGUGUGGAUCCGGAUGAGCAUGUCCGCAUGGCGUUGCUUCUGUCGCAUCCAUUCGCGGCCCCACCCAGUCUGGAGCUCGAUCUGCAAUUCGCCGUCUACGCCAACGCUUCGCUUGGACCCCGCGUCCGCGAUCAGCGGCGGCACCGGCGAAAAUUGCUAGUGCGGCUUGCUGCUGCACUCCGCCCCCUGGACGAGUUUGCUUUGCAGCAACGACAUGUCAGCAUCGCAGGCGCGCCAGGAAUUUCGCCUGUAUUCGCAGCGGUGCUCGUCGUGCUGUUGGAUUGGCCUGACACGGGCCUGCCAACCAGACUGGUCCACGGCUUCGAGAUAGCCGCGGAGGUCCCUGCCUCUGGCCCCCUGACGAAGGUCAUCUACGAGUUGACAGUGGAAGAAAUCAAGGCUGGGCUCGCCGACCCAUUUGUGACGCGUCGCGAGCUCGGCGGGGGGCGCUGCCCCGCCGGGCGCGGCUGCGCCCCGCGGCUGGCGGGCACGUCCCUGGAGGUGCUGGAAGGCACGUCCCGGGCGAUGCUCGAGGACAAGCUGCGGAAGUGGGUGUCCAAGGCGUACUCCCUCGGGCUGAACCCGCCCGCCGUGCUCCCGGGCCUCAGGGACACCUUCCUGCAGGGGCUGCCGCAUGCCGUCACCUGUGACGAGUUCGACGAGGUGGCCCGCAGGGUGCUCCAGGACGCCCAGAAGGGCGGCACGGAGGUGGCCAGCCCGCCCAGUGGUCAGCCGCCCGCGCAGGCAGCAGCGGCGCCCGCGGCCGCCGCCGCCGCGCCCGCGCCCACAGCGGCCGAGACCCCGCCGCUGCCAGCAGCCGCGCCCGCGCCGGCGCCCGCCGCCGCCGCGGCGGCGCCCGCGCCGGCCCCCGCGGCGGCGCCGGCGUCCGCCGGGCAAGUGGCGUUGGGCGGCCCGACGCCGCUGGAGGAGGGCGGACCCGCCAGCGUCCCGCUUUACUGGGCCUCGGCGGCGUACUUCGACGCCGCGCACCUGGAGUCGGACGGGGUCUGGGACGACGGCAGCCAGGCGUCCAGGUCCAGGACCCUGUACGACGAUGGCGCCGUGGCGGUGGGCGCCUGGACCUGCACGGCGGGCAGCUUCCCCGUGGUCGGCAGGGGCACCACAGACGGUGGUUCCACGUCAUCGAGGGCGAGGGGAUCAUCACCGACGCGGACGGCACCCCGCACGUGUUCCGCGCCGGGGACACGGUGGUCCUGCCGAAGGGAUGGUCUGGCCGAUGGGACGUGAUGAAGGCGGUCCGCAAGAUAUGGGUCACGAGUGACCACGCGGAGGAGCUGGGUGCCGACGUGGCAGGGCGGGCCGUCGUGGGACCCGUCAACGAGCUCGCCUCUUGGGAGAGUUACACGCCGCUGGGGAAGCGGAAGGCCGAUUGGGGCGAGCCGGAGCACUUCAGCCAGAAGCAGUGGGCGGCCGGGCCGACGAGCACGGGCUCCUGGGCCUGCACGGAGGGCGGCUUCCUCGGCUCUCCGAACCGGCCGACCACGGAGGUCUUCUACGUGCUGGAGGGGCUGCCUUGGGGGGGAGAGGAACCGAAACCUUCGGGAGCCUUGAGACGGGGGUCAAUGCAAACGGUCGGGGGUGGACAGACC